This is a messenger RNA of Lichtheimia ornata, 1119 nucleotides long. RefSeq lists its product as uncharacterized. The record is from RefSeq and is a predicted model, not a curated record. The transcript is spliced from 3 exons. Bases 1 to 1119 code for a protein of 372 amino acids. Lineage: Eukaryota; Fungi; Mucoromycota; Mucoromycetes; Mucorales; Lichtheimiaceae. Gene Ontology annotation, biological process: lipid metabolic process.
AUGUUUGCCAAUACCGCACCAAUCGUAAACAUCGACCUGCCAGCACCCAUUAUUCUUUCAUGUGUACAACUCUUUUCUCUUCAUUUAUGCUUGUUUUGUAUUGACUAUCUCUUGGCACGCCACGAGCAUCAUAUCCCUACCAUUCUUCAUGGUGCACGGCUACGUGUUGCCCUUGUCGUUAUCCACUUUUUGAUGCCCAUCGUCUUUGCAUGCCCCAACUUUUAUAUCAAUGGUAUGCUUAUUGGUGCCCCUUGGUUCAUUGCAUCCAAAAUUGUGCAACAUGCCAGCAACAUUAAAGACAACAACAACAAGGCCUCAUUCUUCAAUCACCUUGUGCGUUCCAUUUCAUCCAUGACACCUUCCAACACGACCACUACUACCAACGAGGAGCGAGUACGUAUACGUAUACAAGGCUUGGCCAAGGUUGCACGAGGCGUAUUCAAAUGGGCGUUCAUGAAGAGCAUCAUUGAUCCACAAAUCCCUCCCAACUAUGGUCCAUUGUUACUAGCAUUGCCCUACUGGAGUUUAUACAGCGUAUGGUUAACAGCUGUACUUGGGAUCAAGGUCUAUUGUUUAUGCGGUAUCUCGGAUCUCUCAUUUGGCUUGCAGCAAUUCAUUUUGGGAAUCUCCUAUAUGGACAUGUUUGAUUCACCUAUCAUGGCUCACAGUCUACGCGACUUUUGGAGUCGUCGGUGGAACCUUCCUGUCAAAAAUUUAUUGCAUGAACAAUUCUUUGCAACAACAACACACCAAGUACCACAAAAGCCUCAUGAUGCUAUGAAGAUAACACUCUCCAAUCAACGCCAAUUAUCAGCAUCUCGUUACACGUCGCGCAUAGUGCGUGGGCUCUUUAUCUUUUUCGUCAGUGGAUUGUUUCAUGAAGUGAUGCUCGCUGCUGUUGUACGUAAAGUGACCUUGGAGCAAAUCCUUUUCUUUAUGCUUCAAGGCGUCUUGGUAUUACUGGAAAUCAAGUUAUUGGAUACGACGCUUCGACCUGACAAGGGAUGGAUCCAUCGCACAUGGUGCAUACUCUUCAAUUUUGCUUUGCUGGCAGUGACGGGGCGAUUGUUUUUAGCACCUUACAUCAGAAGCGACCUGAUUACCCGGAUCUUUGGUUGA